This is a messenger RNA of Plodia interpunctella (Indianmeal moth), 1662 nucleotides long. It is a transcript of the gene Dus2, whose product is annotated as Dihydrouridine synthase 2. Lineage: Eukaryota; Metazoa; Arthropoda; Insecta; Lepidoptera; Pyralidae. Bases 289 to 1641 code for a protein of 450 amino acids. Gene Ontology annotation, biological process: tRNA dihydrouridine synthesis. Gene Ontology annotation, cellular component: cytoplasm. The transcript is spliced from 6 exons. Gene Ontology annotation, molecular function: tRNA binding; tRNA dihydrouridine synthase activity. The record is from RefSeq and is a predicted model, not a curated record.
AACCCAUUGGGUUGUGCUAUAAAAAUGUACUCUGUGGUUAUUCUGGUGAUGAACAACACUGAUACAAUACACCUACACAAUACAACAAACAACCUAACCUUAAAAAAAUAAUAUUAAUAGGUGUAUAACCUUUUAAUGAUAAACAAAAUUAUUGGUAAAAAAAAAUAGUAUUACAUAAGCAAAGCUUGUAAUUGUAACUAAUUUGCGUGUGUAAAUAAUAAUCAUUCAUUUAUUCGAUAAAAAUGGCGGUAUUCUGUGCAAAAUCUCUAAAUAAAAUUCAAUAAAAACAUGCUUGAUUAUACAAAUAAAGUGAUACUUGCACCUAUGGUAAGAAUAGGAACAUUACCUAUGCGGUUACUAGCUUUAAGGUAUGGUGCUGAUAUAGUUUAUACAGAAGAAUUGAUUGAUUGGAAGUUUUUACGCUCCAAGCGCAUAAGCAAUGAUAUACUUAAUACUGUAGAUUAUGUAGACCAAACAGAUGGUACUAUAGUCUUCAGAACAUGUGCUGAGGAGAAAAACAAAGUGGUCCUGCAACUGGGAACAUGUGAUGCUGUAAGAGCUCUUAAAGUUGGUAAAUUAGUUGAAAAUGAUGUUGCUGCUAUUGAUAUUAAUAUGGGAUGUCCUAAAGAAUUUUCUGUCAAGGGUGGAAUGGGAGUUGCCCUUAUGGCACAGCCUGACAAAGCAUGUAAUAUUCUGAAAACUUUAGUAAAUAAUCUUUCUAUACCUAUAACUUGUAAAAUAAGAAUAUUUGACACAGCAGAAGAUACUUUAAAAUUAGUCAAUGUGCUAGUGAGUUCAGGAAUAAGUGCAAUUGCUAUUCAUGGCAGAACACAAGAGGAGAGACCACAACAUGCGGUACAUCCUGACAUUAUAUUGUAUGUUGCAGAAAGAAUAUCAGUUCCUGUGAUUGCUAAUGGUGGUUCCAAAGAGAUUGAGAAGUUCAGUGAUAUCAACAAAUUCAAAACAGUAACAGGAUGUUCGAGUGUCAUGAUUGCACGAGCUGCAGAAUGGAAUUGUUCUAUAUUUAGAAAAGAAGGAUUACUUCCUAUGGAUGAUGUUAUUAGAGAGUAUCUUAAACUAUCUGUUGACUAUGACAAUUCUCCAUCAAACACAAAGUAUUGUGUUCAAAAUAUUCUAAGAGAUUUGCAAGAAACACCAAGAGGUCGUCAAUUUUUAGACUGUCAAACUUUGGAGCAAAUAUGUUCUAUCUGGGAUCUAAGAGAAUACUGCAAACAGAAACAAUCUCAUUAUCAUAAGAUGGGCAUACAAGGAAGAUGGCAAGUUUCCCCUAGCAACUUAGAACCACCCCAGAAAAAACUCAAAUCAGUGGAUAUGGAUCUUGAUGAUGUCUCACAGAUGAAGGUAUGUUUUAUUCGAGCAAAUUUUAAUGAUUUAAAUCUACCUAAAACACAAUUACACACAUGGGCUGGUAAAAAUGGUCUGAAAUUGCCAGUUUAUGAAACACAGCAAAUUGAGAAAUUAUUUCGAACAAUAAUAACAUUUGAUGGUAAAAGAUAUACAUCAACUUUUUGGGAGAAAAACAAAAAGUUUGCAGAACAAAGUGCAGCAUUGGUAUGUCUGUAUAAAUUAGGAUUAGUCACAGAAGAACAGUUGAUAAUCUUGGGUAGUGUUAUUAAGUAAAAUAAAUGCAUUGGUAAUAAA